AUCUGUACACCUGCAUUUUCGCAUCGCGUGUGCAUGUGUGACUGUCGCCUGUGUUUAUGUUGUUGGUGUAAUCCCUCGCUCAGACGUGCGUAAGCCGUGUCAUUUCGAAUUAUUUGGUGCAGAACGCUUUGACCGCUUCGCACAGCUACCGCAGCUUGAGAUAGGUCACGCCACAUUCCGCCGGCGAAUCUUAAGCUAGAUCGCUGAAGCGGAGGCGCGGUGCUUUUGCGCUUGUUGUCUCCUUUUAUUCCGUAUUCGUGACACAAGUGCUUCGCCGCUGGCGACCUUUUCGGAUCAUAAGCAAUACACCGGCCCUACGAGUCGCUCUACGCGUGCGCCCAAUCACGCGUGUCAUCAUCUAGUCGCUGGGUUCACCGCCAGCUCGACCGUGGGGCGUCUGCUUUCUACUCCGCUCCGACAGCGCCGUGGGUGCUGCACGCGUUCAAUCGCAUUUCCUGACCGCCUUGGCUAAUCGUGCAUCGGUCGCCUGUCGUGGCUGCGAACAUCCGUCGCCGCGGUUAUCUUCGACGCGUCCUUGGACAACUUGUGCUGACUAACCAUGGAGCUGAGGCUUCGCCGCGUCUUCGACUGCUUCGUGGUGGCCUUCAUCUGCGCCGCUGGACUCCUGCUACUGCCGCUGUUGCUGCUGAGUUUUCGCGCACGCCAGUGGUUCUUUGUGCAUAUCAUGGCCGUGGCUGGCCGGCUGUGGCGACACACCUUCGAGGACACUCGACGCAAAACGAUUGCCGCGCUGGACGAGCCGGAGUCCAGCGAUCCUGAAUUGCGCGCGGACGGCGCCAUUCGAGUGCUCGAAAUUGGCGCUGGUUCGGGAGCCAACUUCGGCUUCUUACGAAGGAAGAUCAAGUACUGGAACGUCGAUCCCAACACGGAGUUCCAAAAUUUCCUUCUGGAAACGAUCAAGAAGUACCCGAAGGUGGAGAUGGAGCGCUGGGUUGUCUGCUACGGCGAGGACAUGCGCGAUGUUCCCGACGCUCAUUUCGACGCGGUGAUAGUGACGCACCUCCUCUGCUCCGUCCACUGCCCUGAGAAGGUUCUGCAAGAGUGUCGCCGAGUUCUGGUCAAGGGUGGCCGGUUGGUGUUUAUGGAGCACGUGGCACAGCCCAAGGGAAGCGUGGGCCGGAUGUUGCAGAGUGUGCUGACGCCUUUGUGGUGUAUCAUCUGGUGCGGAUGCUGCCUGAACCGAGACUCGGGAGAGGUCAUCAAGAACGCCGGAUUCAGCGAGGUUCACUUGAAAGAGACGAACGUCGACAUGCGCAUCAUCUUGACGCGGCAUGUGUACGGCUACGCUGUCGCGUAAAAGCGACUUGGCCCGGCACUAUAGGCUUCUUCUGUGGUACAGUGUCACUGUGCACUCACUGCAUACCGCUACGGCUUUUCUUGUUCCAUGCAGAACAUUUACGUAAUGAAACUUGAAGAUGAAGUAACACCACAAACUGUAUAUUUUUAAGGAGUUUUUUUCGCUUAGUAUAAUGCAAAUGUAAGGUUUGAUACGUAUACUUGCAGUAUUAUGUUUCAAUAUUUGUACAAAGCAUUCUAUCAAAUCAAUUGGUGCAUUUCUCCCUCUGAGGAGGUGUUUCAGCAGGGCAGACGAACUGCCGUAAUAUCUACAUUAUACGCCGUCUUCAGUGCUGUAGACGCACCUUUUUGGAUAGCCUUAUCAAGGUGCAUGUGUCAAGUGGUUGCAUUACAACCUUUAAUAACUAUAUGAACCUUCUUUAAUAGCAAGGCGCACGCAUUUCUUUAUAAUAUCCCUAUGAUUUGAGCAGGACUUCUCUAUAGCUCUGGCUCGGAACUGGGCAAUGAUACCCAGAAAGGUAUUCCGAACACUGAUGUCGAAAUACACGUUCUGGCAGCCUGAAAUGGAACACCCUAGAAAACACAUGCAGGUAGCGACAGACGACGGCAUUUCGUCAUCCGUCCGAGACCGACAACACGUCCUCCGCGAUAUGGCCAUCAGCGGUUUCGGGAUGCGUCACCACAUGGGCCACUUUUGUGCCGGGGGGCGACCCCGCGACCCCCUUGCCGUGUCGUCCACUGGCGUCGCGUUUUUAUUUGGCUUAGUACAAGAAAUUCUUCUAUUUCCCUUAGACACUUGUGAGCUUGUUUCCGGCCAAAAAUGUAACCGGAUGCCUGUGUCUUGCACGGUAUCGUGAUGAGGUCGGUACGUCAUAAAUAUAUGUUACCUUUGAGAUACUUGCCUUUACUGCAUAAUGGCCUUCGUUGCUAAUGCGUCAUUAAACGCCACAAACUACUGAGGCGCAGAUAUAUUUUUCAGGUGUAUGUCUUCAGAGAAAUACGGGUACGCAAACGUAUGUGACGUACUAUUACGAUACUACCUGGCCCUACGCUUGUUUAUGCUCUGCUCUAAAAACAUUCCAACAGUCAGCACCUCUCCUAUGUUUGUGAAACAACAUGCUCGACACACCGUGCAUAAUUUUGUCUGAUGCGUAUGCUCGCAGAAAUUGUGCCUUUUUUGUAAUAUGUUUUUUCUUUGUUGUGGCAUAAUCAAAGUACUUGAAGUCCACGUUGUACGUGCAGUCUCAAUACACUGCACUGAGAAGUACCCUACUUUUUUAUUGCUUUAAACAGUAUUACUGAAGCGCUGUGCUUAAUAGCAUGUCCAGGCUUUAUUCGUGCUGCAAUUGCGGCGUUCAUUUCAUAUUUACUGGGCCGCAGAAGGUUACAACACCACGCGUGUUUACACGAAAAGUACCAUAUGGUAAUCUUUCAGAAUAUUCCUCACGGUGCUGUUUUGUCUCGCACUUCUUUUUUACUGGCUAACUGCUGGCCAGAUUUUCAUUUAUACUUUUGUAAAUUCUGCGUCUUGGGGCACCUUGUGCAAAGUAAGCGCUACAUGAUUGAUUGAUUGAUUGAUUGAUUGAUUGAUCUGUGGGCAUUAAUGCUCCAAAACCACCAUAUGAUUAUGAGAGACACCGUAGUGGUGGACUCUGGAAUUUUGUACCACCUGUGGUUCUCUAACGUGCACUCAAAUCUGAACACACGGGCCUACACCAAUUUCGCCUCCAUCGAAAAUGCAGCGCUACAUGAACAGGACGUGUUUUCAGUUGCUAAUAAAUUGGCGUUCACU
This is a messenger RNA of Rhipicephalus microplus (southern cattle tick), 3109 nucleotides long. Its product is annotated as thiol S-methyltransferase TMT1B. The record is from RefSeq and is a predicted model, not a curated record. Gene Ontology annotation, molecular function: S-adenosylmethionine-dependent methyltransferase activity. Lineage: Eukaryota; Metazoa; Arthropoda; Arachnida; Ixodida; Ixodidae.